Molecule: messenger RNA, 3145 nt
Organism: Linum trigynum
Lineage: Eukaryota; Viridiplantae; Streptophyta; Magnoliopsida; Malpighiales; Linaceae
Source: the annotation of a GenBank genome assembly
CUUUCUUCUCUAUUUCUUGCGUGAAAUUUUGUUGCCUAGUUGACUAGCCGCGGACCCAGGGCGGACAACGAUGAAGAAUAAGGCGAAGCACUAAGCACUGGCAAACAGUGGAGGAUUAAUUCCUUUCCUCCUUCAUAAUUCCCAGUUUGCCGAGUCCAUCUUCCUUCUGCUGGUAAGCGAUUCUUUCGGUGAUGUCUGGUGUUCUUGUUCCAAAGCUAACAUUCAUUUUCUGUCUUCACCGUAAAGCAGCCGCCUCCGUAUCUUUCCUUAACGGUAGAGUUUUUCAAUUUCGAUUUGCUUGAGAGCUCUGCAUUGCACAUCGUUGACAGAUUGGGUGAAUCAGUUUGUGGGUAGUUGUAAAGUUCCCCUGUUUGCAGCUACAACGACUGGCGGAACUCCAGAACGAACUUGGGUUUCCUGUGAAAACUUGUCUGCUUGAAUUUCCGUGAUGCCUGAACAUUGGUUUAGUAUUAUAUCUGUAAUGUGCCCCCAGAAACUUGCUCACGUCAAGUUUCUCAUUGUCAGACCUCCCUUUCCUGUUUUAGAACAUGAAUCAAUUCCUGAUUUGGAAUUCUCGCAGCAGGGUUUAGAUAUAAACUACUGGUUCCAUGUCAAUUAUUUCAUUGAUCCACUAUUCAUGUAUAAGGGCACCCCCUUAAUUGCUCUUACUUCUGAGCUAAAGUUAUCGUUUUCUAUUGGGAAUGAUGCCUUGAUUGCUUACGUUUAUCCGUUAUAAGUCACUGUUGGCUUGGAGAAUCUUAUUAAGGAGUUGCAGAUGAAUCUCAUGUUGAUAUUUGCUUUGAAAUUUUCCCAGUUGUACCCGUAAGGAGCUUGUUUUGCUUGAAUAUCUCUCACUACCAAUGGCUACAAAGCCAUUGAGCAACAUAUGGAUUCGACAACAACAAUGCCCAUGCGGAGACUGGAAGUGCUACCUUAGGUCUGAUGGAGAUGAUCAAUCAACAUCAAUAAACUCCCACUUACCAAAGAAUGAGCCAACGACAUCAUCCUCAUCAUUGGUCGAAGCAGUCUUCACACCCUAUGUUGGUCAGAUUUUCAAGACCGACGCAGAUGCCUUUCAGUGCUACAGCAACUUUGCGCGAAAGAAUGGCUUCUCAAUCCGGAAAGCACGAUCAACUGAAAGCCAAAACCUUGGAGUCUAUAGGCGUGACUUUGUUUGCUACCGGUCGGGAUUCAAUCAGCCUAGGAAAAAAGCCAAUGUGGAGCAUCCCAGGGACCGAAAGUCGGUUCGAUGUGGAUGUGAUGCAAAGUUGUAUUUAACAAAGGAAAUAGUAGACGGUGUUGUUCAGUGGUAUAUCUCACAGUUCAGCAAUAUACACAAUCACGAGUUGUUGGAAGAUGAUCAAGUUCGACUCUUACCUGCAUAUAGAAAAAUUCAUGAAGCUGAUCAAGAACGUAUUGUCUUGUUAUCCAAGGCUGGGUUUCCUGUGAAUCGGAUAGUUAAAGUGUUGGAGUUGGAAAAGGGAGUUCAGCCUGGGCAGCUUCCCUUCAUAGAGAAGGAUGUGAGAAACUUUGUAAGGACCUGUAAGAAGACUGUUCAAGAAACUGAUGUUUUGCUUACUGAGAAGAAGGAGAAUGAUAGGUUGGAGCUUCUCGAAGCAUGCAAGGGUAUGGCAGAGAGGGAUAGUGAUUUCGCUUAUGAUUAUAGCACAGGUGUAAAUGAAAAGAUUGAGAAUGUUGCAUGGGCAUAUGGGGAAUCCGUUCGAGCCUAUGCAUUGUAUGGAGAUGUUGUUUACCUUGAUACAACCUACCGUUCGAUAACCUAUGGAUUGCUUCUAGGAGUGAUGUUUGGCAUGGAUAAUCAUGGGAAGGCUGUUCUGUUCGGAUGUUUCUUGCUGCAAGAUGAAAGUUGUAACUCUUUUGCAUGGGCUUUACAUACUUUUGUUCGAUUUAUGAGAAGUAGACAGCCACAGACGAUUCUAACAGAUGUAGAUUCUGGGAUUAUGGAUGCUAUAGCAAUGGAAUUGCCAGAUGCUAAGCAUGUGAUAUGUCGAUGGCACGUGGUGUCCAAGUUGUCUAGCUGGUUCUGUUUGCUUCUUGGUCAGCAGUAUGGGGAUUUUAAAGCUGAGUUUGAUAUCAUCUGUCACUUAGAAAGUGGAGAGGAAUUUGAACACCAAUGGAAUCUUUUGAUUGGAAGAUUUGGACUUGUUUCAGAUAAGCAUGCUGCUUUGCUCUACUCGUAUAAAGGAUCCUGGUCAAUGAGUUAUGUUAGAGGGUGCUUUCUGGCUCGUAUGUUGACUCCUGAGUUCUCGCAGUCGGUUGAUUUGUUCUUGAAAAGGAUUCUGAAUGGGCAGUCAUUGCAAGUGUUCUUUGAGCAGGUGAAUGCUGCUGCCAACUAUGCAAAUGAAGCCAAAACCAGGAUUUACUAUUCGCCGAUCAAGACAGGCACACCUAUCGAAGAGCAUGCACGGAGCAUUCUUACACCUUACGCUUUCAACAUCUUUCAGCAAGAAAUUGUGUUGUCCAUGCAAUAUGGAGCGCAAGAACUGCCAGAUGGGUCAUAUCUCGUACAACAUUUUAAGAAAUUGGAUGGAGAAUAUUUCAUAAUUUGGAUACCUGAAGAAGAACAGGUUCACUGUUCGUGCAAAGAAUUUGAGCACUCGGGGAUUCUGUGUCGGCAUUCUAUGAGGUUACUUCAGCUCAAGAACUGCUUUCAGCUCCCAGAAAAAUAUUUACCAGUCCGCUGGAGAAGUUCUGUGGGAGAAGAUCCUAAUGCUGAAAGCAACAGUGAUGAGUGUGUUCAAAGCUUCCAUAUUCUUGCUGCAUCUCUACUGACUGAAUCGGUGAUAUCCAAAGAUCGGUUUAGUUAUGUUCGUAAGGAGCUUUCAACAAUACUUGAGCAUGUUCGAAGCAUGCCAACUGGAGAAGAAUUGCUUCUCAAUGUGGCUGAUAAUAAUGGCGUUGAAUCAUGACUGGGAUAAAAUAUAGUCUAGGGUGACCUAUAUAAACCACAGUUAUAACAUUGCGCAUCAAAAUAUAACUUUUGCUUAUCUUUGAUUGCGUUGAACAGCAACCGGAAAGGGUGAAAUACAAGCUUUUUGGUUGCUUCUAUCUGCAUCUUUAUUCAAUUAUUCUUGACUUAAUAUAUUUGUAUGGCCUGAACUUUGAUUAAAAUAAAUAUCCUGAC